GAACGUGAGAAACGCUGCGGAUACCGUCAUUGCCGUGUUAGUUUUUUCUUGGUUUCUGUUGCGGCCGGAAAGCUACAGCACACACACACACACUAGCGGAGCCACGCACGCAUACAGAUACUCGCGCGUGAACUUUUCUGCAGCCGCUCUUCUCGCAAAAAAGAGCAGCGUUUGACUUUCUUUACUUGCACUUCGCAGCGAAACAAAAGAAGCGUCACAUCUCAUUUUCCUUCUCACAUCGCACCAAAACCUGCAAGGCAACAACACCUUUUUUCAUUCUUUGCUCUCACCAUGGCGACGGCUGGCAUGCCGAAGGAGGCGCUGACGCUGCUCCAGCACUACACCAUUGAUCUGAAAGACUUCAACAAGGCACGGGCGCGGUACAAAAAUGUGCUGGAGAAGGAGCUCGUGGCCCCUGCGGAGGAGGAAGGCAACACAGACGUCGAGGCCGCCACCAAGGACGCACAGGACCGCCUCCGUGCGGCGUGGCAGGAGUACUUGACCUCCGCCCAGGCCUACUUCAGCCGUGUCGCACGCACCACUGUGGGCGAUAUCCUUGUCGGCACCCAGGCACCGCCGGCCCCUGCCGCGACCGUCACCAGCACGUCGUCCGCCUCAGCCGUAGACGCGCGGGGAGAGGCUGGCUCCAAGGCGGACCUCGAAGCCAACUCUGCCCCUCUCUCCGGGACCCAGCGGGAUGCCGACCACGACGCUGAGCGGCUGUCGCUCAGCGUAAAGGCCGUCAGCGUGCCGGCAGUGGGCGAUGGUAUCUGCAGUGUCGGCGGCUACGACACGUUGGUGCAGCUCAACACCCGUGCGGAGCGCAUGAGCGACUUCUGCGGUCUGUGCGAGAAGUGGUACAUGCGGAAUGAGACGGUAUUUGAGCUGCCGGAGCCGGAGGCGUUGGCCUCGCUGGCCGCCGCCGCGGUGGCGUCGGUUAGUCGCCUGCUGCGGUUGCUGGGCAUGCGGAUGGUGUACACCUGCGCCGGCAGCAGCCGCUUUCUGCAGGCGUUUCUCUCCGACGGUGAGGCGGUGCGGUGGGUCGCCUUCUGCGGUGACCGCGGGCUGAAUGCGGAGGUGGACGCGCUGCUGCAGGUGAUGGAGCGCAUUUUGCUGCUCAACACGGCCGAUCCGAAGGCCUAUCCCCGUGUGCCGUUCGGCUGGUUUUAUCGCCUGCUGUCCCUGUUGGAGCACCCCGACUCGGUCGCUACGGCCUCUCCGAAGCGGCGCAGCAACGCCAUUCGUCUUGCGCUGCUGCUGCUGCAGAACAGGACCGAUCAGGCGACGGCGGUGGGGCUGCACGACGUGCUGCUGAACGCCUGCGUGAGCGCGACGGGCGGGGUGACAGCCGAUGAGGCGCACAGCAUCGUCUUCACCAUGAUCGAGCUCUUUGACGCACCCAGCACACGGCAGUACAUCAAGAUCACGGACCUGCGCACCCUCUUUGCUCCCUUUUUGACGACGACAGAGAAGAGUGGGACCGACUUGCUGGUUACACAGAACAGCGCGAAGGACCUCAUCGUCGCCGUGAUGUCGACGUGGGUCGGCAACGUGUGGGUGAGCUCUGAGGUAACCAGCCUGCGCUCACUGAUCGAUGUGUUGCACCUGCCGGGGUCGCUGGAUACGAAGAUGGUGAUCAUUACGAUGUUCAACAAGCUGCUGUGCCGACUCGCUUCGCACCGUGGCAUUGUGCCCAUGAAGCCGUGGAAAGGCUUCGAGGAAGACCGCUUGCGGAAAGCAGCGAAGGAGACGGAGGAAGGCGAGGCAGAGGGUGACGCGCUGGCGAGCGACACGCCAGAGUUGGACAAUAGCAGUUUUGUGGGCGACUUCCUCUUGAGCGACACGAAUGGCGAGAUGCCCAUCCAAGACGACUUUAUCCCCACCACAAAGGCACUCGGCUACCACGUUUUGGACGGCCUUCUCGGUCGCGUGCUCAUGACACUGAACUACCACGGCCUGCCUUACGCCCUUACGGAGCUGAUGCAGACGGUAAACAAGAACCGUGUCGUCACCCGGGCGGCGUCAAAUUUGCUGCAGGACAUGUUUGUGCUGAUGGACACCGUGCUGCCGCAGGUGAUCGUUUUUAAGCUGCACGAGGCGUUUAACAGCGCCGUGGGACGCCUGGCGAAUGAGGGCAGCCUGUUUGUAGGCGGGCUGACCUCGCAACUUUUCCGCAGCUACAAAAAAGUCGGUGGAGGGGAGUCGGCGGGGAAGGUCGGGACAAUGGUGCCGGCGAACAACACGCAGAUGGCGAACACCGCCCUUAACACCCCUGGCACGUUAGACAUGGACGACCCCACCUUUGCCACGAUGGUGCGCGAGGCGAAGGUGGAUCGGCAGAAGAGCUUUCAGACGUGGAAUUUCGACAUCUUGAGUGCGUUGGUGCAGGGGCCUUUGCGCCUGCAGCAUCGCUUCCGUGCCGCGCGUGAGCUGCUGGAGUCGCUCGUGCUCUUCUUCACCCCGUCGCGCACCCUCAGCACACCACAGAUUUGCUGCACCUUCAAUAACCUGCCAGUGAAUGCAGUGACUCCGCAGAUUUGCCUGCUGGGUGUGGAGCUGAUUGAUCUGCUGCUAGAGACACGGGAGGGGACGGCGCUGCUCGAGAAGGCCGGGUUCGUCCUGGCCAUCGCGGGCAUGCUGAAGGAGGUGCGGGUUGGCAAGCCGGUGACCCUGCGCCGGGCGGCGGUGAACACCCGCAUCGGCCAGUCGCUGCUGCGCAUGACGGGCCGACUGACGGCGCACGCAAACGGCCUGCUGCUGAUGCGCGACUACAGCAUUUUUAGCCUUGUCGACAGCAUGUUUUCGAAGCUGCAGGGCCCACGUCUGGAGAGCCCCAGUGAGGAGGACACUCUCCACGACGUCUGCUACCAACUCCUGCAGUACCUUACGCUCGGCGCAGUGCCAAACUACGGCGUGUGCGACGACAUCCGCCACACCUUCCGCGCCGCGCUGUCGAACCCGAGCAACACUAUUCGCCUGUGCGCCGCACAGCAGCUGAAACGAGCUGUCUGGCGUGACCUCUCGACCUCCAUGAAGUGGGGCAUCGAGACGCUUCUGCAGGCCCUGAACGACGACUUCUUCAGUGUGAUUGAGAGCGCGUUUAAGCUGCUGCUGAGCAUUUGCAUGUGCUCCGACGAAGGCCUCGACUACCUCAUCGAGUGCUUCCCUACGGUGCUGAUGGUGAGCGACGUGAUUCUGAGCCACGCAAAGCAGCUGCACCUCGACGUCCUCCUCUACCUCGUGGCGAGCCGACCAGCGGGCUUCCGCUUCCUGCAGUGCUAUGGGUGGGUGGAGAAGGAGCUGCGCCGCUGGGAGGAGACGCAGUCGGUGCAGUACGUCUUGAUGUUGAAGGGAAUGCAGACCGCCAGCUUCAACACGCCGGCCCCGUUCGCGACAAACGCGCGUGUGGGCAGCGGCAACGCCUCCCUCUCCUCCACAAGCGAUCCGUUGCGACGGCACACACGGUCCUUCUCCGACUCCGCGGUGGGCAAGUACGCCCGCGUGGGCAGCGGCGCGACGACGAACCUGCCGCUCCUCACCUCCUCCGCGGCCAUGGGGGCGAACUUCUUCCCCGUGCACUUCGCCUCGGUGCUGUGCAGCUCGACGGAGGGGUGCGCGAUGUUCAAGCACAGCCGGCUGUGGACGCGGUCGGUGCAGCGGCUGUUGGAGCAGCCCCUCCCACCAGACAUCGUGUACGACGACCUCCUCAGCGACGAUGAGGACACCUCGUCGGACGAGAGCAGCGACGAUGACUUCCACGUGGCGGCAGAUGCAACCCGCUACAUGCGCCAGCAGCGGUUGCAGCAACGGCAGGCACAGCAGCAGCAGGCUCAUCCAGGCAACAGCACCGCUUACUACAGCACGGGCGCCGCCCCUGCAGGCGGGAAUGCAGGCAUCGGUGGCGGCACGUCGAUCCCAGCGAGCGGCACCUUAGUCAACUCCGCCGGUACGAUGGCUCUCUACAGCAGCACCGGCGAGUACAUGGGGACGGCGAACUCCCUCAACCCGCUGCGAGGGUUGGACGGGUUUCGAGGUGUGUCGGGGGCGUCGCCUGGCACCAACGGCGGCACCGGAGCCCCGCAGAACCAAACUGUUGUGGCCAGCAACGUGAACAACGGCGGUGGCCGCCUUGUGUGGAGUGACGGUGGGAGCAAUGAGUUGGAGCAGGCGAACCGAGCGACGGCGAAGGAGUUGGAGCGGCUCAAGAAGGGGUAUCUGAAUCCAUCCUCGACGCGAAUUAUCUCCGCCGCUCGCGGCUACAAGCCAUCGGGGCAGUCCUUCUCAUUGGAGUGCGUCGGCGACAUACUAUUGCUGAAGGAUGCCCUUCUGUGCGUGGCCGAAGUCGGAUCGACGGAGGUGGGCUACGGGCUGAUGCUCUCCGUGCCGGGGCUGCAGCGCCGCUUCAUCGCACUCUCCCGCUUCGCCUCCACCAUUUCCAUUCGCUGUGUGGGGAUGCUGGGCAGCGCCAUUUUGGCGCGCUCUCGCCGCGGUGCCGAUGACUUGGUGAAGAGGGGCUACUCGGUGUUGCUGAACCCGAACGCGUACGUGAGCGCGGAUGGAGUGCCCUAUGCCGUGUCCUUUGCGCACUUGAAGCCGUCGAAAUGGGUAUCCAUCGCACGGAAGGUGGCACCGAACAACACGGCCGCCCGGCAUGCGCACGCCGAGGCGAUGCCGCUGCCUGGCAGCAAGGAUGUGCCACGCCGUGUGUGGGAUAAUCUCUUUUCGCUCUCCAACCCUGUCAGCUGCGAGAAUGCGAAGAAGGUGCUGUACAAAAUCAUGAAGAAGCGGCCGGAUAUUUUCCUCGACGUGAACAUCCGCCGUCUCUGCCUGGAUGUGGGCUUUGCGUACCGCAUGCACUACAAGGAGCGCCGGUUCCUCGUGAAUUUGCUGGACAACGCACAGCUGACCGCGAUGCCGGCGAUGAACACCAAGGCACCGCGACCACGUGCGUCGAGGGCGGCGUGA
Messenger RNA from Leptomonas pyrrhocoris, 4965 nucleotides. RefSeq lists its product as hypothetical. Gene Ontology annotation, cellular component: TORC2 complex. Gene Ontology annotation, biological process: TORC2 signaling. NCBI's taxonomy places the organism in Eukaryota, Euglenozoa, Kinetoplastea, Trypanosomatida, Trypanosomatidae. The transcript has a single exon. The record is from RefSeq and is a predicted model, not a curated record. Bases 292 to 4965 code for a protein of 1557 amino acids.